UCAUUCUCGAGAAGCUCUUUCACUAGAGUUAUCGCUCCUCUUCCCCUUCCAGAGUACUCCUUCGCAAUGGCUCCCAUCACAGAUGACGUGGUCGCUGGACUCAAGUCCACGAUCGGUAAGCUCGAAGCUCGCAUUGAGGACUUGGAAAGCCGCCUCGGCGGUGAACCCAAGCCCAAGUCUAUCGCGGAGCACAUGCGAAUCAUUCUUAUGGGACCUCCUGGUGCCGGCAAGGGUACGCAGGCACCUAAGAUCAAGGAGAAGUACUGCGUGUGCCACCUGGCUACUGGUGACAUGCUGCGAUCCCAGGUCGCGAAGAAGACCGACCUCGGAAGGGAGGCUAAGAAGAUCAUGGAUCAGGGUGGUCUGGUCAGCGAUGAGAUCAUGGUUAACAUGAUCAAGAGUGAAUUGGAGAACAACGCAGAGUGCAAGAACGGUUUCAUUCUGGACGGUUUCCCUCGCACUGUCGCCCAGGCUGAGCGCCUCGACGAGAUGCUGGUUGCUCGCAACCAGAAGCUUCAGCAUGCCAUCGAGCUUAAGAUUGACGAUGCCCUCCUGGUUGCCCGUAUCACCGGUCGUCUCGUCCACCCGGCUUCCGGCCGUUCAUACCACAAGAUCUUUAACCCUCCCAAGGAGGCCAUGAAGGAUGACAUCACCGGCGAGCCCCUUGUCCAGCGCUCCGAUGACAAUGCUGAGGCUCUCAAGAAGCGUCUGGUCACAUAUCACGCCCAGACUGCCCCUGUUUGCGAUUAUUACAAGAAGACUGGUAUCUGGAGGGGUAUCGACGCCAGCCAAGAGCCUGGUCAGGUCUGGAAGAGCCUUCUCGGUGUCUUCAACAAUAAGAACUAAGCUAUUUAUUUGCUUGCGUACGCAGUUUGCUGAAAUAAUGUGCGUCUGUAUUCUUGAUAUAAGUGAUAUGAGCGAUUGUCAGGAGAAUCGUAAAUGGCUUUGCCCUGCCUUUAAAAAAAGCAGGUUUGGGAAUAGAGCUGUCUCAGGGGCUGGGUCGAGAUAUAGACAACUGGGGCUCGCUAUGUACAAUAGUUCAAAGAUCGUGCUGUAUGAG
This is a messenger RNA of Aspergillus nidulans FGSC A4, 1060 nucleotides long. RefSeq names its product adenylate kinase ADK1 (gene adk1). Gene Ontology annotation, cellular component: mitochondrial intermembrane space; cytoplasm. Lineage: Eukaryota; Fungi; Ascomycota; Eurotiomycetes; Eurotiales; Aspergillaceae. The transcript is spliced from 4 exons. Gene Ontology annotation, biological process: ATP metabolic process; AMP metabolic process; ADP biosynthetic process. Gene Ontology annotation, molecular function: nucleobase-containing compound kinase activity; AMP kinase activity; phosphotransferase activity, phosphate group as acceptor. The record is from RefSeq and is a predicted model, not a curated record. The coding region runs from base 67 to 846 and encodes 259 amino acids.